UGUUCAACAGUAUCAGUAGUUGGGUGGGUAUUCGUCAUAAGUUGUGGGGGAAAGAGAGAGAGAGGGAGGGAGAGAGCACACAUGGAGGGUGUUGUAGUACCUAUGGUGAGCUGUUCAAGAGGGUCGAUGAACUCUCUCCUCCACAAGCUCACCGAACUGAAUACUCGAAAUAUUCAGGGUUUGCCUCGAGCUCAUGUUGAACGCUUGCUGGAAGCUUUGAUGGGCCUCAGUGGGGAGUUCGUCGACAAAGUUGCCGGGCAACAGGAGGCAGAUGGGCGAGUCAAAGCGUGGAUGAAGCAAGUGAGACAGCUGGUCGUCGAUAUUGAAGACUGGGUCGAUCCAAAGCUUCGAAGAAGGAACAAGGACGAACCGGAUAAUGGAAGUUUAGAAGAACCGGAGAAUGAAAGUUUAGAAGAAGAAGAUAUCAUGACAAAUGAUGAAAUAUUGCAAGAUUUCACGACCCAGAUCGACGAGGCGUGUGAGCUAUGCACAAGGUACGAACUUGUCAAUAAAGAGCCUGCUGACCCUGUCUCGCCUGCUGAUGGCGUACCCAGCGACGAACCCCGCCGACUGCUUCUUCGGGAGACCCCUGUUGGCCUUGUUGGUGUCGAUGGUCCAACACAAGCAAUUGUGAAGAAGCUGACAGACAUGAACGCGAGCCUGAAGGUGGUAUCCAUGGUCGGAGCGGCAGGCCUUGGUAAGACUACUCUUGCCAAGAGGAUUUAUGAAGAACUUCAAGGGCAGUUCACCUGCCAGGUUUUCGUCUCUGUUGGCCAGAGAACACCGGUGAGUACCGCUCUAAUGGAUAUACUCCGUCAAGUAAAGCGGGUAGUCCCGCCAAAAAUAAAGGAAGAACAUAAGGCAAAGACGAAGGCGAAGGCGAAGGUGAAGACGAAGACGACAUCUCGUGGCAUCCAAGCCAUCAUCACUGAUCUCCGAGGAUGCCUUCGCACAGAAAGGUAUCUCAUCAUAAUCGAUGGCGUAUGGAGUACGUGGGACUGGAAAGUAAUCAAUUGUGCUUUACCAGAAAAUUACCUUAGAAGUAGGGUAUUAACAACAACUUGCAGCAUGAGUGUAGCCCAAUCCUGCUCUUUAAAUCCCAGUGAAAUCAUCCAGGUGAAGGCUCUUAGCAGAGUCAACUCUGAGAAAAUACUAAAGGGAAUGUUUGAUGUGAAUCCUCCUAGCGGAAUGGAGUCCAAGGAAAUAUUUGAUGGAGAGGCAGAUGACAUGUUGAAAAUCUGUGGUGGUGUGCCACUGGCAAUAAUUAUUGUAUCAGGCUUAUUAUCCUGGAAAUCAGCAAAACUGGCAGAGCCCAAGAUGCUUGGUAAAUCAGAUUGCAGGUCAGAAGCGAUGACAAAGAUAUUGUGCAUGAGUUAUGAUGACUUAUCGGUGCCACUGCAGUCUUGCUUCCUGUACUUGAGUGUUUUUCCCGAAGGUUAUAUCAUCAAGAAAGAUCGCUUGAUACGGCUAUGGCGUGCUGAAGGAUUUAUCCCUGGAAGUCUUGAAGAAAGCAUGUGGGCAACAGGGGAGAGAUACUUUAAAGAGCUGAUCAGUAGGAGGUUGAUUCAGCCGGUGUUGGGCUACGAAGAUGACCAUGCAGUGAGUUGUACCGUUCAUGAUGUGGUUCUUGAUUUCCUGGCAUGCUUGGCAAGCAAAGAGAAUUUUGUUACAGUGGGUGCAGAGCUAAAGCCCGUGCGACCAUUGGAAGUGGCUCUGCCAUGGUCGCUCAUGGAGAGAGCGGUUGCCGGGUUGACGCCCGAACCAUUUUUGUGUUACGAAACGGUUCGGCGAUUGUCGCUCCAGUGCUGUGUUGAAGGCAGAUCUGACAACUUGGUGUCAAGCAAUGUGCACCUAUGUAGAGUGCGAUCACUCCUAGCUUUUGGGGCCUCUAAUGGGUUACCUGAUCUUCGGGCCUUCAAACUUAUCAGAGUAUUGGAUCUGGAAGGUUCUAAGAGUACAUCAUAUUUUAUAAUUGGAAGUUUGUUCCUACUGAGAUACUUGGGACUUAAAGGGACUAGAAUCCGUAGCAAGGACAUAGAGAGAAUGGGAGAAUUCGAUCACCUGCAAACAUUGGAUAUAAGGCGAACCGGUGUGCAAGGGUUGCCUAUUCGUAUGGAUCGAAUGCCAAACCUAGUGUCUAUGCUUGGUGAUGGUCUGACAUUUGCUCCUGUCGACUUGGAGGAUCAUGCCAUAUGUUCCUAUGAUGAGCAUGUCCAAAACUUGGAGGAACUGUCCACCAUUGAUAUUACUGACGAAAGGUCGCGUGAUGAUGUGGCAACAUUGCUGUUUAGGUCGAAGAAGCUAAGGAUGCUUGGUGUGAGAGCUAAUAGAGGUGGCAAUACACAUGGUGUUAUACCUUUCCUUAAUGAGCUCCGAAAAUAUAACCUCGAGUCACUCAUCAUUGAAAGUGACCUGUGCGGUCUGGAUGAAUGGGAGCCAUGGCCUGAGCUCCGAAGAUUUGAACUGACAAAACUCCUCCCACGGGUUCCAGAGAGUUGGGCCUCACUGGACAGCCUCACCCACUUGGAUUUUGCAAUUCGUAAAAUCGAAGCAACGGAUGUUCUUGUCCUUGGUGAAUUGCCCAAGCUAACCGUUCUCAACUUGCUAUCAUGGGAGCGUGAAGGGAGUGGAAGCAUUGUCAGCAGCGUCGGAUUCCAGAGCCUUGAGGUGGCCUCGUUCAAGUGGCUCUUUGGCGGGAUGUGGCUGCACUUCCAAGAAGGAGCCAUGCCCAAGCUCCUCAAGCUUCGGCUCGAGUUCAACGCUGCAGAGACGAUGAUGGAGCAUGGCAUCGGCAAGUUCCCUUGUAACCUCACGCAAGUUGCUGUCAGCAUCAGCUGUCAAAACUCUACUCAAACGGACGUGCAGGAUGUGGAGCGUGCCAUCAGAGACCAAGUAGCUACCCACCCUAGAAGUGCCAAUCUCUCCUUGCAACUGACAAAAUAUGAGGGACCCGUCAAGAUGAAGCCGUCGGAUUAUCCACAAAGUCCGUCAGCGCUCGUGCCGUCUACAUUUUCCUAAACUUCUUGAGGUCCUCCUCUAUCUACCCAUCUCAGUAAUGCUAUAUGGUGCAUCUGCUUCUUCAUUGUUCCAUGCUCGACGCCAGCAAUCCCUGCCUCUCCCGGUGGUUGACCGAAGACGCGCCACUCGGGGCUCGGGCUGGCUCCAGUGUCGGCAACAAUGAACUGCUGGAGUGUUGGUAUAGCUUAUCGCCCGCCAUGCCUUCUGGGAAUGUAAACGUUUUUUUUUUUUUUUUUUUUUUUUUGCGGGGACUGGGAAUGUAAACGUUAAUUGUGAUCACAGCACUCCUUCUGCCUAUGCUAUAUGUGCGCAGGCUUCUUUAAUCUCGGGGCCUAUAUGAUUUAAGGGAUUUCCAUAGGAAUUUUUGAAGGAUUAGAACUCUUAAGUGUUGAAAUAUGUGCAGUUUCAGCAAAUUAUUCAGAAUAUUAAAUCCUA
Messenger RNA from Triticum aestivum (bread wheat), 3453 nucleotides. RefSeq names its product disease resistance protein RGA5. Gene Ontology annotation, biological process: defense response to other organism. The record is from RefSeq and is a predicted model, not a curated record. The transcript has 3 exons. Lineage: Eukaryota; Viridiplantae; Streptophyta; Magnoliopsida; Poales; Poaceae. The coding region runs from base 82 to 3018 and encodes 978 amino acids. Gene Ontology annotation, molecular function: ADP binding.